Messenger RNA from Sipha flava (yellow sugarcane aphid), 1070 nucleotides. RefSeq names its product 25S rRNA (adenine(645)-N(1))-methyltransferase. The coding region runs from base 25 to 1023 and encodes 332 amino acids. The transcript is spliced from 4 exons. Gene Ontology annotation, cellular component: rDNA heterochromatin; nucleolus; chromatin silencing complex. Gene Ontology annotation, biological process: regulation of transcription by glucose; rDNA heterochromatin formation; cellular response to glucose starvation. The record is from RefSeq and is a predicted model, not a curated record. NCBI's taxonomy places the organism in Eukaryota, Metazoa, Arthropoda, Insecta, Hemiptera, Aphididae. Gene Ontology annotation, molecular function: methyltransferase activity.
AACGGUUAAAUAAAAUAUUAUACAAUGAAAGCUAAAAAUAAAAAAAAUAUAGCUAAAGCUAUUACUACAAUUAGUAAGACACAUAAAAUUAAAAGAAACAAAAUAAAACGUUUGGCAGAGAAGAAAGGGAAAAAGAAAAAAAAGAUAUCGAAAAAAGCUCUGAUUGAAGUUGGUCUGAAAAGUGAUACUAAAAAACCUAAAUCAACUGUAGAAUCCACUCAAUCAAUUACCAAUGAUAGUUUAGUAAAAUUAACAAAUAUUAGUUAUAAAGGAGCACCAGAAAAUCCUACUUUUUACAAGCGUCAAAAAAAGGUUGAAGGAGAUAAAACUCCAGUGUCAUUUAUUAAAAGAAUGAAAGAUAAAUUAAAAGGUGCAAGAUUUAGAUAUUUAAAUGAACAAUUUUAUUCAUCUACCAGUCAAGAUGCUUUACUAUUUUUCAAAAAAGAUCCUGAGGCAUUUAAAGCGUAUCAUAAUGGUUAUAUGCAACAAGUUAUUAGGUGGCCAGUCAAACCUUUAGAUGUAAUAAUUAAACAAAUUACUCCAAUGUUGAAAAAGUCCAAGGAAAAAUCACCUGUUGUUGUCGCAGAUUUUGGCUGUGGUGACGCUAAACUUGCUCAGGCUUUCCCGAAAAAUAAAAUCCAUUCAUUUGAUCUAGUUGCUGUUAAUAAACAUGUAACUGCUGGAGAUAUGGCUCAUACUACCUUAGCCAAUGGAUCUGUUGAUAUAGUAAUUUUUUGUCUUUCUUUGAUGGGCACAAAUUUACAAUCAUUUAUCAAAGAAGCUAAUAGAGUCUUGAAAACUGGUGGUUUAAUGAAAGUAGCAGAAAUUGAAAGCCGAUUUGAUAAUAUUAAUAUUUUUAUUGAUCAUUUAACUAAAUAUGGAUUUGAAAAUUUAAAAUUAGACCGGGAAAUUGAAAUGUUUGUUUUCAUGGACUUCAAAAAAAUUCAAGAUAUUAGCAAGACAGCUUUAAAGAAGAAGUUGCCGAUAUUGGAAUUGAAACCAUGCAUUUACAAGAAACGUUAAUGUUCUGCCAAGUUAAAUAAAGAUUUUUAACUAAAAUAGAUGAUAAA